Molecule: messenger RNA, 2388 nt
Organism: Emiliania huxleyi CCMP1516
Lineage: Eukaryota; Haptophyta; Isochrysidales; Noelaerhabdaceae
Exons: 2
Coding region: 13-2007 (664 amino acids)
Biological process (GO): copper ion transmembrane transport
Cellular component (GO): membrane
Molecular function (GO): copper ion transmembrane transporter activity
Source: RefSeq, a predicted model, not a curated record
CUUGCGAGCGCCAUGUUGUUCGCGGUGACGGCGGCCCUCACGGCGCUGCCAGCGGGGGCGGCGCACAUCCCUACGUGCCCCUCGCCCGCCUCGCUCAAGUGCCUCCUCGACUCGCUCGAGGCGCAUGGCGCCGUGGCGGUCAGCGGCGUCCCGGGCCUCGAGGCGGCCCGCGCCUCCGCCUACGCGUUGCUCGCGGCGUGCGCGUCCGACGAGGCGACGCGCGCGUCCAUGCAGGAGGUGGUGCUGGGGGACGGGACCGCGCGCCGCUCGCUUGCUGCGCGCACCGUGCGUGGCGUGCCCGAGCCGCUCGAAGGCACGUGCAACGGCGCGGGCGAGGCGCUCGAGCCGCUCCGGGCGAUUGUCGACUCCGCGAGCCGCGCCUUCCUGGGCGCGCUCGAGCCACUCGAGCGUGGCUCGGCCGCCCUCCUCACCACCCGCUCGGGCCGCGGGUACCACUCGCUGCUCGAGGUAGCGCAGGGCGGAGAGCAGCUCGAGCACUUCCACACCUACGUGCCGCUCCGCCUCGCGCCGGCGCCCAACGCCUCCUCGCACGACUUGCCCGCCCUUCCCCUGCACACCGACGCCGGCCUCCUCCUCGCGCUGGUGCCUGCGAUGUGGGUGGCGAGCCCCUCCGACCUCCCCUUCUCCCCCUCCUCCCCUUCGGACGGCUUCUCUGUCGAGGGCGCGGCCGGCGAGCUGCUCACAAUCGAGCCAGAGUCGGCCCCCUCGUCGGUGGUCUUCGUCGUCGGCGAGGGAUGGGGCCGCUGGCUCGAGCCGGCCCUGCGCGGCAAGCUGCGCGCCGCGCCGCACUCGCUCGCCAUUCCGGCUGGCGCGCGCGGCAGCCGGGCGUGGUACGGCCGGAUGCUGCUGCCGCCCGGCGACGCGCUGAUGCCCUCGUCUAAGCGCGACGGCGGCGCGCCUCCCACCUACUCCGAGUGGUCGGCCUGGGCCAAUGCGCAACUGGACGUCUUCGACGCCGCCGGCUGCAACUCGAACCAGAUCUGGUGCUGGCACGCCUGCAAGAACUUGGACGAGCUCAACUGCGCCAAGGAGGACGCGGUGUGCGCCCUGCCGGACGGGUCCGUCUGGGACGGCAACGAGAACAACCACAACGCCCAGCUCGAGUGCCUUCCCGAAGAGCACUCGGGGCACGGUAGGAACGGGACGGACGAGGCGCGCUUCUGCACCGGCCGCGGCACGUCGAUGCACAUGGACGGCUUCACCUUUUUGCAGCGCGGCGAGACGAGCUGCGUCAUCUUCCUUUUCACCCCGUGGCUCCUCUCCUCCGAUGCAAAGUUCGCGCUCGCCGUCCUCGGCACGGUCGCCCUCGGCGUCCUGGCCGAGCUGCUCACUUGGACGCGGCGCACGCGCGUCUCCGCGUCGGAGCGGCUGCGCAGCCGCCCCCACGCGUACCGCGCGGCGAUGGGCGGCCUCUUCGCGCUCCAGGUGGCCCUCGGCUACGCGCUGAUGCUCAUCGCGAUGACCUACCAGGCGGAGCUCUUGAUCGCCGUCGUGGCCGGCCUCGCGCUCGGGCACACACUGCUGAACGUGACUGCCCCCGUCGGCGAGACGAGCGACCCGUGCUGCGCCGAGCCCGUCGCACAGGGCGGGGAGAGGGCCUGGCUCGACGGCGUGCCUGUCCGGGCCGGCGCGCGCUCCCUCGAAGCGGUCAGCACGGACGGCGCGACAAGCCGCUCCUCGACCGAGACACUGCCCGCCGCCUUUGGCCAGCCGCACGCCGAGGGCGGCGGCGAGCACUCCGCCGACCUCACGGUGGCGCCCAUCUCGUGCGAGAAGUGCUGCGCCGCCGUCGCGGGCUCGAUUCGCGCGGUCGAGGGCGUCAUCGACGUCCGCUGCGACCUCGACGGCGCCUGCCACGCCACGCUGAGUGGCGAGCUCGCACGCAGCCCCCUCGCCCCGGCCGCGCUCAGCGCGGCGGUCGCCUCCGUCGGAAAAGUGGUGACUUGCGGGCCCCACCUCUCAAGCAAGACACGCGUGCGGCUCUAGACGGCGCGACAACGCAUUGGCUUGCUCGUCUACCACUGCGGCUGAAGGACAAGCCCCCGCAGACCCGGGCCACCCGGCCGACGGGACGCCGGGCAGCAGCAUGCGAAGCGGGCCUCGACGCCCCCGAUCCCCCCCCCCCCCCCCCCUCCCCGCCUCGGCGCAUCCGCGGUAUCGCUACCCCCUCACUGCAGGGUGGCAGCAGCUGCGCGCCGAGACGCCCCCGAGUCGCGAUCCUCGCACACACUCUGUCCCUGUAUAUGCACCGCCCGCCCCCGCCGGCCCAGAUGUCAGGCCGCGGAAUCCUCGCGCCCCCCGCGCAUGCACUCUCGCUCUUGUGUAGAGUCCGGUAUCUCAGCACACGAUGAAAAAAGAAAAGGCGCU